Messenger RNA from Danio aesculapii, 1651 nucleotides. RefSeq names its product trypsin-3. The transcript is spliced from 6 exons. Bases 207 to 962 code for a protein of 251 amino acids. The record is from RefSeq and is a predicted model, not a curated record. NCBI's taxonomy places the organism in Eukaryota, Metazoa, Chordata, Actinopteri, Cypriniformes, Danionidae. Gene Ontology annotation, molecular function: serine-type endopeptidase activity. Gene Ontology annotation, biological process: proteolysis.
GAGCUUUUGGAUUAGCCAGAGUCCUGUGUGUUACCGAUUUUGUUCCUGAGAAUAGUUAGCGUACAAACAAGUUCGUAAAACCUAAGGGACAGAUGUGGUUACACUAUAAAACCAAAGAUAUUGUUCACAGUUUUGCUAGUGCUGGAGGAAGCUAGCAGGAUUUAGCUGCUCAGGAUUUAGGUUUCGAUGCUCAGGACCCCUCAAACAUGAAGAAAUGCCUUGAAUACACCUUGCUCCUCAUCGUCUCCGUGCUUCAAGGCUCGCAGCAGCAGAGGAUCAUUGGAGGACAGGAGGUUCAGCCAUACUCCAUAAAGUACCAGGCCUCUGUCCAGUACAACAACUACCAUUACUGCGGAGGAACACUCAUACACCCGCAGUGGGUGGUCAGUGCUGCCCACUGCUGGAGACCGAGCUAUUUAAUCAAAGUGGUGUUAAGUGAACAUGACCUCUCCAAAAUCGAGGGCUUUGAGCGGGUGUUCAAUGUGUCCAAGGCCCUGGUGCAUUACAUGUACAAUUACAGGACGUUUGAUAGUGACAUCAUGCUUCUGAAAUUGGAGAAGCCAGCAGAGCUCAGUGCCACCAUCCAGCCAGCCGUGCUGCCGGUCUCCGCCCCGGCUCUACAAGGCGGCACAGUCUGUAUCGUGAGCGGCUGGGGCGUCACUCAGGUCUACAGUUAUUACCUGUCGCCCGUCCUGCGAGCUGUGGACGUCCAGAUCAUCCCGCAGUGCCAGUACUAUUACUACUACAGAAUCACAGACAACAUGGUGUGCGCCGGCUCCCCGCUGGGCGGCAAAGACUCCUGCCAGGGCGAUUCUGGCGGGCCGCUCAUCUGUAAUGGUUAUUUUGAGGGCAUCGUGUCCUGGGGCAUCAGCUGUGCCAAUGCUUAUUUUCCUGGAGUCUACACCAAAGUCCGCAACUACAUUCCCUGGAUGACCUGGAUAAUCGAAAACGACACCAGCUAGAAUGUUCAGUUUCCAACGGUUGUUGAAUCGCUGUUAAAAAUGACACCAGACGGUUGAAAAGAUACUCAAUAUGAUGGUCAAAGUCUGUUAGACAAAAUCUGAGGAUUAAAUAUACACAGUUAAAGUCAGAAUUAUUCACCCUACUGUGAAUUUCUUUACUAUGUCAAAUAUUUACCAAAUUAUGCUUAACAGGGUAAGGAAUUUUUCACAUUAUUUCUUAUAAUAUUUUUUCUUCUGGAGAAAGUCUAAAGGAAUAUAAAUUUAUGUAAUCUAUAUAUAACUGAAAGGUUGUUUUUAGGGUGUGACAGAACUUAAAAUGUCUUGGUUUCCUGAGCUCUGACUAUCCUCAAAGUAAUGCAAAUAGUCAGUUUCACAGCACAGCUGUGUUUAUUGUGUUCUCAAGCCAGUCAACUGGCCAGACGGGUUCUGUCUCCAGAACCCCAUUUGCACACUGUUUCAUGCUAAAAUGUAUCGUGAAUGGGUACUUAUGUGCUGAUGAGAUCAGGCCUGGAAAGGCAGUUUACCCUGCCGACAACAACACUUUAUUUGCAUGCUUUGUUUUAGACUGUCCCCACCUACAUGUGUCAAUGUCUGUAAAACUGUAUUUAAACUGAGUGUCUGCUGUACCAGUUGAGAGUUUCUUUCGAUGACGCCACGUCUUCUUAUUAAAGGAUUCUGCUUUGAAGAUA